This is a messenger RNA of Meloidogyne enterolobii, 261 nucleotides long. NCBI's taxonomy places the organism in Eukaryota, Metazoa, Nematoda, Chromadorea, Rhabditida, Meloidogynidae. The record is from the annotation of a GenBank genome assembly.
UUUUCAUUUUUAAUUGAUGUUUGUUCUGAGUUUGAUGUUUGUUUAAAAUUUGUUCUGAUUUUAUUUAAAAUAUUAUUGAUGUUCUGUUCUAUUUUUGUUCUGAUUUUAAUUGUUUGUUUGAUGUUUUGUUCAUUUUUUUGUUUUUACAUUUAUUCUGAUUUAUUUUUUGUUUUGUUAGUUUGUUUUUAUUGUUUUGUAUUUUUGUUUGAUGUUUUGUUCUGUUUUUACCUUUAUUCUGAUUUUAUUUUGUUUUUGUUUUAA